UGUAGUAGUACGUACUAAUCAUAUUGUGAAAUGUCUCCCCCUGCAGGUUGUGGAGUGAAUGACUCUCCAGUAGGCCUGGCUGCUUACAUACUGGAGAAGUUCUCCACCUGGACUGACUUCAACAACAGGGACUUGGAAGAUGGGGGGCUAGAGAGGUACAAGCUACAGUUCAGCCUGAAGUUCACCCUGACCAGCAUCAUGAUCUACUGGACCACCGGCUCCAUCGUGUCCUCCAUGAGGUUCUACAAGGAGAACUUAAAGACCAACACUGACAACAGACUGGAUAAUAAUACGGGGGUGUAUGUUCCUACAGGCCUGGCUGCGUUCCCCAACGAGCUAAUGCACGUGCCCCAGUUGUGGGCUAGAGCCAAGUUCAGGAACAUCUACUCCUACUCUUACAUGCCCCGAGGAGGCCACUUCGCUGCCUUCGAGGAGCCACAGCUCCUGGCUGACGACCUGCUGCAGUUUGUGAAGAAGGUGGAGAAGUUGUAGAGUUGAUGGAUACAAGAGGUCGACUCUCCACUCCUGCCAAGUGCCUGGAAGAAAAACCAGCAGAACGUGACACUACAGCUUGGAAUUGUAGCUUUGUACUAAAAACAUUUAAAUGGUAAACUAAGAUAAAAAAUUAGAAGUACUGUCUGAUUAUCAGGUAAAUACUUGGUCAAUCAGUGAUGUUAACACUGCAAUAUGAUCAUGCUCAGUGAUUGUGUUGGUGUAAUAUUAAGGCUAUACAGUCAACAUAAUGGACCUAUACUGUAAUAAUGAAAUGAUCAGCACUUCAAUACUGAUGUCUUCCAGAUUGCAAAAAAAGGUACUGUAAUGUCCUGGACAUGUGCUGUUGUUUGUGCUGUAGUGUCUUCCUAUGCUUUAUUCAUUAAUCAAGUAGCGACAACCCCUGUAGACACUCGGCCCUCUGUGGAACGAGUUUGACACUUCCUGUUUAGUGUCUGAUAUUUGUGGGACUGGUUCCCAGGAGUGAUCUGGACACAGCUUAAGUUUAGUCCUGGACUAAAAGUAUAUUUCAAUGGUAGUGUUCCAUUGAGCAUGGUUUUUAGUCUAGGUCUAGAUUAAGCCUAAUCUAUGUCCCAGAAACCAUGAUGAAUUUUCCGUGGACCCCAGGAAGACCAGCAGUCACUAAGGGGUCAGCUUAUGAGGAUCCAAAUAAACAAAUUAAAUUAACAUCAAGUCAAUAACUCACAA
This is a messenger RNA of Oncorhynchus kisutch (coho salmon), 1200 nucleotides long. RefSeq names its product epoxide hydrolase 1-like. The transcript has 3 exons. Gene Ontology annotation, molecular function: epoxide hydrolase activity. Lineage: Eukaryota; Metazoa; Chordata; Actinopteri; Salmoniformes; Salmonidae. Gene Ontology annotation, biological process: arachidonate metabolic process; epoxide metabolic process. The record is from RefSeq and is a predicted model, not a curated record. The coding region runs from base 31 to 492 and encodes 153 amino acids.